CGUCGGGACGAUCUCAAUACGAUUCGUGUCACGAAUCUUUCGGAAAACACCUCCGAAAUGGAUUUGCAGGAUCUCUUCCAACGAUUCGGCAGAAUUUCGCGUGUUUAUUUGGCCAAGGAUAAGGAAACAUUUCGGUCUCGUGGUUUUGCCUUUGUCUCUUUCGUCAACCAAACGGACGCGGCGAAUGCCAUGGAGGAAUUACAGGGUUUUGGGUACGAUCACUUAAUCCUCAAGCUGGAAUGGGCUCGACCG
This is a messenger RNA of Phaeodactylum tricornutum CCAP 1055/1, 252 nucleotides long. RefSeq lists its product with no specific name. The annotation marks the transcript as partial. Gene Ontology annotation, molecular function: RNA binding. Lineage: Eukaryota; Bacillariophyta; Bacillariophyceae; Surirellales; Neidiaceae. The transcript has a single exon. The record is from RefSeq and is a predicted model, not a curated record.